AGGUUCUUCCUGUUGGAUGUGAACUGCUAGGAUGCAUGGUUGUCUUCAAGGAGUUUAUUUCAUCAGAAGUAGGCAGAAGAGCCCUUGAAUUCAUAUUCUGCCAAUUUGAUGCCUCAUCGAAUGGGGAACAUAGGGAGGAUGAGAAGGAUGCUGAAGAAUGUGCUUCUGAUAAAGCUGAUUGGAGGUUCCCUCCUCCUUUUUUACACUGCUGGAAGAAGUUAUUGAGUCGCUUGGAUGCUGAGGAUGAUACCGUAAACUUAGCUAUUGAAACUGCUUACACCUUGUCAUCAUGUGCUUUACACCUUUGCAUGGAAAAACAGGAUUUUGCGGGUGUUUCAAUAUUGAAGUGUUUCUUUGGUCUCCCUGACGCUUUGCAUGGUGCUGCAAUGCCUUCUGUUGAAAAGUCACAAGAUAUACUUAAGCUGAUAAUUUUGUUUGAGCAGACAAUUAGCAAUGAAAAUUUUACAUUUUCGUCUAUGAAGUUGGAUUUGCAUAAGGUUAGGGAGAUAGUGAAGUCAAUGUUGCUGUUGUUAGAGAUUCCCUUAGUUUCGCAUGUUAAAAUGGAGGAUAUUCCGAGUGAAGGUUAUGUGAAAUUGUCUACGAAUAAAAAAGACAUGGUGAUUUCAUUGCCAGACAUGAUUGCUUAUGACAAUGAGGCUGCAUUUUCUCAUAAUUCGAUUUUCAAGGGGAACAAUGAUAGUGGGAAUCAAUCAUUUGCCUCAGGAUGUCUUGCAGAAAAAUUCAUGUGGGAAUGCCCUGAUUCUUCAUCAGACCGUAUACUUGGUGCAACAUCUGCUGGAAAGAGGAAAUUAGUGUCAACUGAAGUGUCAGCUAAGCGCUCUCGUGAUGGUUUCGCGCCUGAGGUUACUGGCUCAAAUGCAUUUUCUCGGGCGGUUAGCUCAUCCAUCAUUCCAUCUAGCCUUAGUCGAAGGGAUACAUUUCGACAACGCAAGCCCAAUACAAGCAGACCGCCCUCCAUGCAUGUGGAUGAUUAUGUUGCUAGAGAGAGAAAUAUUGAUGUCUUAAAUAGUUCUCAUGUGGGUUCUUCCCAGCGUGGUGGAUCAAGUGGGAGGCCUCCAUCAAUUCAUGUAGAUGAAUUUAUAGCUAGGCAAAGGGAGCGUCAAAGUCUGGCUUUUGUUACUGUUGGAGAGACGAUGCUAGUCAAGCAAACAACGCUUGAGAAUCAAAAUGAUGAUGGUAAACUUGAGAAGUCACAGCAGUUAAAGGCUGAUUUUGAUGAUGAUCUUCAAGGCAUUGAUAUCGUGUUUGAUGAGGAAUCAGGAUCUGAAGAUAGACUGCCAUUUCCUCAACCUGAUGAAAAUCUGCACUCCACUCCUCUAAUUGUUGGAGAAAGUUCUCCGUGUUCUGUUGUUGAGGAGACAGAAGGUGAUGUAAAUGAUGGUGCUCAGCUGUCACAUGUUGGUAGUUCCUUACCAUCUGAAGACAUUGAUUCACGUUCUGAGACGAGCUUGAAGAGAUCUAUGCCACGCGAAAUAUCAGUUGCUUUAGAUGGGUGUGUUUCUUCUAAUAGAACUGCUGCAAUGACUACUGCGGACAAAAUGUCCUUUCCACAGAAUUCUAAUGAAUCAAAGAAUGUGUCGCAUCCUGUGGGCUCUAGGGGUUUUGAUGAUGCCCCCACUGCGAACACCGCUUCUGGCCCUCCAAGUUUGUUGAAUUUCAACUCUGCAACAACUGUUCAACCAAUGCCCGUACCUUCUUUUCUUCAGCGGGAUAACACACUAAAAACUACUUUGGGUUCUUUGCCUUCUGGAUCUUUUGGAUUUUAUGAGCAAAAGCUCUCUAUCAAUCAACCACCCCUCCCCCCCAUGCCUCAUCCAACUGUCUCUGCCAUGCCAACACCAGUUAUUGAACAUGUGCAAGGCCUUCCAUCCUCUUAUCUUCCUAACGUGAGAGAAAUGCAGCCACCCUUUAUUUCAGGAUAUCCAGUGCAGCAUUUUAAUGUUAAUGGUUCAACAAAUCUUCUUGUUCAGUCAGAGAAUGCAUCUUCAAUGAGCUCUUUAGUAUCACUAACUGCUCAGCCUCUUCCUGAAAACAAACUUUUGUGGAAUGUGGAUUCUCCUAGCAGCAGCAAUGCUUCUGCACGACCUACACCGCCACUUCCUCCUACGCCACCUCCAUUCUCCACACCACUUGCUCAAUCAUCGUCAAAUUUUAGUUCCCAAUCUUCAUUAUAUUUGCAAUCCACAAAUGCAGGUCAUAUCCCUCAACUUUCAGCUCCUCUUGCUGAUUUAGGAAUCUUUUCUGCUUCAGGAGCUGGUCUUCCUUUUUCGCUACCUACAUUUGCACCAACAAUGCUGCUCAAUAAACCAGCUGUUACUGGAACAUUUUUUGGCUCACCUCCUCAGCAGCAUGGUCAGAAUCCUACUAGCAUCUCCCAGCCUGCUGCCCCCAAUUCUCAAAUUUCUAUUCAGUCUAUUCCAGUGCAACCGCCGCCGCCGCCGCCGCCUCCUCAGCCACGUGCGCCUCAUCCUUCUCAGAAUGUUGGGCUGCCUAUUCAAGCUCCACAGCCACAGUUUGAGCAAAUGUUGUCAUUGCCUCAGGGCAGUAUUCAAGUUCAAAUGCAACCCCUCCAUAUUCAGCAGCAGCUCCCUCAAUUACAUGUUUAUUAUCCAUCGGCGCAUCAAGAUCAAAUGUCCCAUCCUGUACAACUUCCCCUUGCAGCUCAAAUAAGAAAUUCCAUUCAAGAGGCCGACAAUAUAGCUCAGCAGCAAAAGGAUUCAGGGAUGACACUACAGCAAUACUUUUCUUCCCCAGAAGCCAUUCAGUCUUUGUUGAGUGAUCGAGAUAAACUAUGCCAACUGCUGGAGCAGCAUCCAAAAUUAAUGCAGAUGCUUCAGGAGCGCCUGGGCCAGCUGUAGCUGUAUAAUUUUAUUCCAAAACAUGUCGACUCUUUAACAGAUGGUAAGCUCAAAAACACAUCGACACCUGACUGUUUUUGUUGGGAAUUCUUGCAACAUCUCCAUGCACUUGGGAGCUGUCAACAGCUCUAGGCAGAAGCUGCCUUAGGUUAUCUAUUCACUUCUGGGUGGUCAGCUGUUUUAUUAUAUAUCCAUGUAAAUAUGUAAAAUGUAGAAUUAUCAAUGAGUAUGGACUAUAGGAUUCAGGCUCAUUUGAUUCAUCUAUUGUAUGAUCCAGAAGUUGGGUCUUUCUUUGGGCCUUUUUUGUAUGGUGAUUUUAUUGUUGUUAUCUGCAUUGGAUUAUUGAACUCUCAAAAGAAUAGCACUAUAAUGCAAUUUCUUA
Molecule: messenger RNA, 3261 nt
Organism: Phalaenopsis equestris
Lineage: Eukaryota; Viridiplantae; Streptophyta; Magnoliopsida; Asparagales; Orchidaceae
Exons: 6
Coding region: 36-2879 (947 amino acids)
Cellular component (GO): RNA N6-methyladenosine methyltransferase complex
Molecular function (GO): RNA binding
Source: RefSeq, a predicted model, not a curated record